Molecule: messenger RNA, 429 nt
Organism: Entamoeba dispar SAW760
Lineage: Eukaryota; Evosea; Mastigamoebida; Endamoebidae
Product: galactose-inhibitable lectin 35 kDa subunit precursor, putative
Exons: 1
Coding region: 1-429 (142 amino acids)
Source: RefSeq, a predicted model, not a curated record
AUGUAUACAUGCUAUUCAAUGCCAAAAAGAGUACAUGAUAUUAGAGGAGGAGCAAAUGAAGGAUCAACUCUUAUUAUUUGGUCCAAAAAUCCACCAUUAUCAGACGCACCAGGUACUCAAAAUCAACGUUUUGUUUAUGUCCAUCCAUAUCCAAAUGAAUGGUAUGCUGAAUAUCAUUCAACUAUUGAAUACAAUCAGGGUGGAAGAUGGGUUAAAAAAACUCUUGAAUGGCCUACAUAUAAAAGACAUUUCUAUCUUCCUUAUCGACUUGAUCUUGACCUUUGUUAUCAAGCCAAAAAAGCAUCUGAUGGUAGAUCUGUAUGGACUGGAAAUCAACACCUCAAGACACUUACCAAUGGGUACCAAAUCACAGCUUCAAGAUGUAGUGCAACAGAAUCAAGACAGAUAUUUAUUCCAGUUUUUGCCUAA